This is a messenger RNA of Procambarus clarkii (red swamp crayfish), 489 nucleotides long. The record is from RefSeq and is a predicted model, not a curated record. Lineage: Eukaryota; Metazoa; Arthropoda; Malacostraca; Decapoda; Cambaridae.
AUGGAAGAAUCUCUCCUCCUUAUUGAAAAGAAGGUAGCAGAACGAAACAACAUCUCCCGGGCUUACAGAGCCAUUGAGAAGCAGAUGGCAAAAAUGCGUGGUGCUAGGUAUGAAACCGUGUUCAUCUAUUACAAAAAAGGACUCCAUAAAGCUACUCAAGGCAUUUUGCCAGCAGAUUGCCUAACAGCAGCAGACUGUAAAUCAAUAAGCAAUAUCUUCCAUUUGUAUCGCAAGAGGAAGUUGGAGGCUGCAGAAUUAAACCAACUCACAGUUGAACAUAAUGAUUCUGUGACACCAUUGACUAGAGAUUCUAAUGGCAUUGGAUCUGCUAAUGACAAGACAACAGACAUGGAAGAAUCUGGAAUACAGCAGCUAGAUGAUGAUUCAUCAACCCCAGAUAUGGGGGAGGAGGAGAAACCCCCAAAAUUCAGGAAAAUUUGUGAUUUUCCAGGAUUUAAAAAAAAAACAUUGCCAGCUAGGCUUAAAUAA